Molecule: messenger RNA, 6470 nt
Organism: Drosophila subobscura
Lineage: Eukaryota; Metazoa; Arthropoda; Insecta; Diptera; Drosophilidae
Product: autophagy-related protein 2 homolog A
Exons: 2
Coding region: 286-6171 (1961 amino acids)
Biological process (GO): piecemeal microautophagy of the nucleus; autophagy of mitochondrion; reticulophagy
Cellular component (GO): extrinsic component of membrane; phagophore assembly site
Molecular function (GO): phosphatidylinositol-3-phosphate binding
Source: RefSeq, a predicted model, not a curated record
CAACAAAACAAGAAGCUGCCUCGGGUGUUGCCACCCUGACCCAGAUGAACAAUAAUCCCAAAUCAACAUUAAGAUGCAAGUGAUCUGCGCAGCAAAGCCAGUUAUCGCUACACAACUUCCGCUGUGAUUUCCCAUUUCCGUCUUUGGCGACGACGAACAAUAACAAAGGUCUCACUCUGACUGCGUGUGCGUGUGUGGUUGUUGUUGGACUGGACUGGAAAAAAAAUACAACGCAGAAGGGCAAACCACAAACAACUACGAGUCAGCGAUCAUCAGUCAGCCACCAUGUCGUGGUUCAAUCCGUGGGAUGGGCUGAAAACAAAGAUGUGCCGAUACCUGCUGCAGCGAUAUUUGGGUCAAUUCUUUGAGAAUAACCUGAAUUUGGAGCAGCUGAAGGUGGACCUGUACAAUGGCAGGGCGGUGGUGGAGAAUAUAUCGCUCAAGGUGAACGCCUUCAAUGAUCUGUUCGAGGAUCAGGGCUGGGCCUUUGAGGUGGUAUCCGGACACAUUGGCUGCCUGACGGUGGCCGUGCCCUGGAAUGCUCUCAUGACCAACGACAGCUCGCUGGAGAUCUCCAAUCUGACGAUAACGCUGCGUCCGGUGACACGCUUUCAGAGCGGCACCACCAUGCUGGAGUCCAUGUGGUCAUCGGUGAGCAGUUCCAUGCAAAUGGCCGAGGAGUGCAUGAAGCAGGUGGACGAUGAUGUGCCAUUUCUUAACCACAACAACGCGCUCAUUGGCCUGGAGAAGUUUGCAGAGACGAUCGACAAUGUGCUGAAUCGCAUCAAGGCCAAACUGACGAACACAACGCUGAACAUUGAGUACCUGCUGCCGCACUCGGACAGGAAGCUGGUGAUGUCCUUCCAGGCCAGCCAUGUGGAUUACAUGAACAAAACGGGCUACGAGAUGCCCCAUCAGAAUGGCGGGGACAUGAGUGGCAGCCAGACGGCUGCCGAGGACGACGAGGAGAGCAUCAUCUCCAACUUUAAUACGCUGCCAAUGAUCGCCAAGCACAAUCUGGUGAUUGAGGGAUUGACCAUACACACCUCCGAGGUGCUGGACAUUGACAGGCACAUCCAUUCGGUGAGCGGACCCAUGCAGUACGAGCAACUCUGCAAGAUUGUGGAGCUGAAAGGCUCGCAAAACAUUCAAAUCAACAUCAAGCAAACGGAGAACAUUGUGGGUCCGAAAGUGAAUCUGGAGAUCAUACUGGAUGACAUCUACUUUAUACUCAGUCCGCGGCAGAUCCACCUGCUCGUGGAGAUCUCCAAGGGCUUCAGCAACAACGAACGGCCCAAGGAUACGCUGCGCAAGACACGCGGCAAGAGCAUCAAGUCCACGACGCCGCCGAGCGAGUAUCAGCAGCACUGCGAGCCCACCAAAAUGACGGGCAUACUCGGCCAGAAUGCCGACUGGUCCACCGAGCCCACAGAGUACUCCAGCUAUGGCAGCCAUGAGCCUACAGGCGCCAGCAGGAGCGUGUACUCGCGGAAUGCGCAACGCAAAAUGUGCGAUUCAGCCUCCAGCAUGGUGACCUCCUGCAGCAAUGUCCCACAGGAGCUGGGCUACACGGAAAAGUCCGGCGAGAUACUCAAGUUUAAGAUACAAAUCUCGCAGGUCUUUGGCAUCGCGCUGCACAAUGAUAUUUUGAUCCAGAACACGGCCAGCAUUGACAGCUACACGCGCGUGUUCGACAGCGCCAGCUACCAGAGUUACUCGCAGACCGCGCAGCAGUUCUUCCAGCAGAACACGCAAACGUCGAACCAUCUGCCCAUGGAGAACCUCAACUACUUGCUGGUGAAAGCAGCGCCGAUAAUUGUGAGCGGUAGCCAGCAGCGCUACUUCCAGGAGCUCACCUCAAAGACCACACUCUCGGCCACGGCUGUGGACAUUUGCGAGGUGCUGGACAAUGCCAUCGAACACCUCAUACAGUUUGAUCGGCAGCGCAACUGCCCGGAUGGCUACCACAUACGCCCGGAGAUUGUGCUGAAUCAGAGCUCGUCGUUUCUGUUCAAGCAGAAUCACAAUCGUUGCACGAACAAGAUCGAGUGCAUCUUCGAUGAGUGCACCGCAGAGUUGGACAUUUCGAUCUACGAUCGUUUGGGCGCACUCUUCGGGCAGUCGCCGUUUGCACAGCGCACUGUGGGGGAGCCAGAGAACUACCCAGAAGAUGGCAGUCUGACGGAGGUGCAAGUGAAAUGCGAGAACUUGCGGCUGCACCUGCGUUUCCCAGUGGUCGAUGGACGUGCGGCCAACGAUCCGCACAAGCUGCCCUGGUGGAAGAAGAACGUGCGGCAGGAUUUCCUGUCCCUGGAGUUUCGCAGCCUGCUGAUUGCCUCGCGCACACACAUCAGCAUCAUGGCGGAGGAGCUGGACGCCUUCUACUGCGAUGCGGAGAAGCAGAGCGCCAUUGCGCUGCUCAAGUGUCAGCAGAAGAACAACAAGAAGAUCCAAAUCGAUGUGCUGCAGCCGCGGGAGAACAACAACGACAACCGCACGACGGACAACAACAAGAAGCCCAAGCGACGCUCCCCGUUCAGCUCCAAGUGCACCUUUGGCUACACCACCAAUGUGGAGGGACUCGAUGGUUGUGUGGACAAAACGGACUCGCUGCUGCCGGGCGAAACGGAGGAGAUCAAUGACUUUUGCCAGAGCUGCUCGCAGUCCUCGAAGCUCAAGGUGGCGGUUUAUGUGCCGCUCAUCAAGGUCGUGCUGGAGUCCAAGCAGAUGUACGAAUUGAUUUACAAUCGCCUCAAUGGGGAUCUGUUUAUGUGGGAGCCGCGUUCGCCGCACUACGACUACCAGGGGGAGGAGCAGCGGGAGCACAACGAAAGGGAGUCGGAGGAGGAGGAACAGGCGGAGCUGGAGGAAUAUGAGAAGCACAAAUACGACCGGAGUGUCCUGCUCAGCACCAGUGCCAUGGAGAGCAGCAUUUACUUUUCCAUGGCCGAGAAUACGCUGCCCAAAUCGCAUGCCAAACCCAAUCCCAGUGCCCAGGCCCAGCCGCCCAACGAUGAGGCCUUCUCCUUUGAGCUCUUUGUGGCUGAGGGCUCGCUGAUAUUAUUCUCACACUUUGUCGAGCCCGAGACGCAGCUGCGCGCACAGCAAUGCGGCAAGUUUCAGGUGAACAUCAAGGAGUUCAAGCUCUUCACAGUCAAUGGACUGAACAACGAUCAGAAUCGCAGCUACUUUUGCAUACAAUUGAGCCACGUGGAGGCGCUGCAUUGUGGCAACACGCAGCAGGACUUGCAGCUCGCUUGGAGCGACCAUCCCGAUGGCAGUCUGCAGCCUACAAUUUUCAACUUUGGACAGCAGCAGCAGCCACAGCCACAGCAGAGCAACCAGAAGCGCCAGGAGGUGCUAUCGUUGGUGGCGGAGAUCAAGAAGCAGCCGGACAAACGCAUCAAACGCAUGAAGAUGUCGUUUGGCAUCAAUGGCGCCACGCUGCAGCAUCAUCCCACCUGCUCGGAGCACAAUUGGCUGAAUCAGCUGCUGGACUUUAUGGACGUCGCCGACUUCCCCAUCGAGGCGUAUGUGCCGUUCGCCCUCGUGUCCGAGAUCCAGCUGCAUGUGUGGAAUGCGGCCAUUGACUAUCGGCCCAAGUACUUUCCCCAUCGCGCGCUCAUCGACAUUGGCUACUGCACGCUGAGCAGCAACAUCAUUUCCUCGAUGAGCGGCUGCACGUUGCGCGUGAUUGGCGAGGACUGCGUGCUCAGCUUGGGCUCCAGCGACACGCUCACACCCGUGCUCAAUGUGGGUCUGCUGAACAUCUCCUUCCGCCUGAACGAGGAUGACAAACAGCAGCCGCGAGUGGAUCUGCGCUCCUCCAUACACGACAUGCACCUGAAGACCUGCUACGACUCGGCGGCAGCGCUGGCCCAACUCAUUGGCUACGUGGCCAGCGACAAGGAUCUCAUUUCGCCCGAGGAGAGCGCCCACGAAGACGAGCACGAUCAGAGCAAAAUUGUGGAGCCCAAGGCCAGCGAGGAGGAUCAGCUAUGCGACGAUCAGACGCAGGAUCAUGUGAAUAAACUGAUGGCCGAUGCUGUCAUGGAUGUGGAAUGCACGCCCGGACCCAGGCACAACAAACUGGCAGGCAAGGAGGAGGGCAUUGAAAUCUUCUACUUUCCCGACGAGCCCAAAGACAAGGCGGAGCAGCAGCGGCAAAAGAAGAAGGAAGCCAGCUCCACGCCCGCGAAGAAGCAAAAGGAACCCGGCGACAUGCAGAGCAUAUCCCUAAUCGUGGAGAGCUCCCCCUCAGAGAUCUGCAACAUUGUGGACUUUGAAUCGAACGUCAUGCUGCAGUCGUACUACAAUCAGACGCUCGAGCAGCCGCUGCAGCAGGUGCAGCAGGAACUGGGCGAUGUGCUGCCGCCGCUGAUGGAGGAGCGCGACUUUGACAUCAUCCACGACGAUGAGAUCUCGCGCAUGGAUAAGUUUGGCGUGAAGCAGAUCUACGUGUCCGAGGAUCCCCUGCAGAUUGUGGACAAUCAUUUUUGUUUGCCGCACGAGAAGGUCGAUCUGUUGCGGCCGCCGGCGAACUUUCCCAUUGCCGAGAGCAGCUACACGCUGUGCGAGAUGACCUUCACGUGGCAUCUGUACGGCGGCAGGGAUUUCCCUGAACACACGACAAGCGACAGCAGCAAAAAGAAGUCCACUCCGACGGCAGGCUACGGCCACAUGUCGGACACGUACAAGUACGGCGUCUCCCAGCCGCAGGGCGAGCAAAAGGCCACGAAGAAGGGCGCAGCUGGGCUGCCCAAGGAGCCCAAGGGUUCGCGCAGGAAUCUGGAUGUGCUGGUGGAGAUUCAGCUGUCGAAGAUUCGCUUCUCCUACGAGGCAUAUCCGCUCAGCUCCAUCUACUCGUCGCGGCAGGUGCUGCUCGUGUCGGAGAUCGAGAUACGCGACCGUCUGCGCUCCUCGGACAUCAACAAGUUCCUGUAUCAUCCGAACAUCAGCAACAUAUCCCGCCGACCCGACGAGAACAUGGUCAUUGUGAAGGCGCUGAAUGUGCGCCCCAAUCCACAGAAGAGCACCGCCGAGGAGUGCUCGCUGCGCGUGUCCAUUCUGCCCAUUAAACUGAACAUUGACCAGGAUACGCUGCUCUUUCUGGAGGACUUCUUUUCGGCGCUGUUCAAGAACUCCUCCGGCAGUGGCAGUGCCCCAGCAAAUGCCAAAACGGAGGCCAAUGCCGCCUGCGAUAUGCCCGUAAUGUCAGUGAGCAAAAUGUCCGAUGCGCUGCAGGAUCUGGAGGCGAGGGAGAUUGUGGAGCGGAAUCUCGAUGUGCUCAUCGAUGAGGGCAAGGACACCACAGCCGAGCUGGAGGAUGAUCCCCUGGGUGGCGAGUCGGCGCCUGUCUACUUCCGUGAGGUGAUCUUCAGUCCCGCUUUGCCCAUUUGCUUCGACUACCAUGGCCGUAGGAUUGAGCUGUCGCGCGGCCCCAUCACCGGCCUCAUUAUGGGCCUGGCCCAGCUCCAGGGUUCGGGCAUUUGUCUGCGGGAGAUUGUCAACCGUCGCGGCAUUCUCGGCUGGAACAAGCUCUGCGAGUUCCUCUGCAAGGAGUGGCUGAAGGACAUCAAGCGCAAUCAGCUCCCGAAUAUUCUGAGCGGCAUUGGACCCACGAAUGCCGUGCUGCAGCUGUUCCAGGGCGUCUACGACCUCUUCAGGCUGCCCAUCGAGCAGUACAACAAGGACGGCCGCAUCAUACGCGGCUUCCAGCUGGGAGCACAGAGUUUCACGGCCCGCACAGCGCUCGCAGCGCUGGAGAUCACGUCGCGUAUCAUCCACCUGCUGCAGUUCACGGCGGAGACCACCUUCGAUAUGCUGUCGGCAGGGCCAUCACUCAAGAAGCGCCACACGAAGCGCGGCAAGAAGAAGCGUCAGGGCAGGCCCAAGGAUCUGCGCGAGGGUGUGGCCAAUGCCUACACCAUUGUCAAGGAGGGCAUCAACGAUUCGGCCAACACGCUGAUCGAGGCGGCCAUGACGGAGCACGACCAGAAGGGCUACAGCGGUGCCGUGGGCGCCGUAGUGCGGCAAAUCCCCCAACUGGUCGUCUGCCCAGCCGUGCUCGCCACGCAGGCCACAACGAACAUCCUGGGCGGGGCGAAGAGCUCCCUGGUGCCGGAGGCGAAGCUCGAGGCACGUGACAAGUGGAAGCACGAAAUCCACUAAAAGGAUUUCAAUGGUUCAAACAAAAUGUUAAACUUAAGAUGAAGAUUCUACUUUUUAAUUUCGGGACACAUACACACACAUAUAUCGCAUAAAUCAGAGUUAUAUAUUUUAUAUUUUUUAUUAUUUUACUACUAAAAACAAAUAUAUACAAAACGUGUAAAUAAAAUGGAACAUGCAACAUAUUUUGGAGGAGAUCUCUCGACGGGGACAAUGCUUUAAACGGACACGAGAUCUCUUCAUAAGGGACAAGAAAUCUUUAUAGAAGUUAGAAGGGAUUUUUACUUCUUUUUUUAAUGCAU